AUGUUACUAAAAACUUUGAAUUCCAAUGGUUUUAAGCGGUUUUUAAGCACGAAAAAGGUAAGGAACUAUCUUAGCAAGCAUUUUUAAUGUUCAUUUCGUAUUUCAGGAAGGAUUUAAGAUUGUUGAAGUUGGUCCACGAGAUGGUUUACAGAAUGAAAAGGUAUUUUUUUUAACAUUAUAUUGUUUUUCUAGUUUUAGCCAAGUUUUUGGAUGUUGUUAUAGACAUCAAAGAGGUUUUAAUUGAAUUUUGUUUAUAAAAUCUGUUUGAUUGUAGACCCUUGUGCCAGCAUUCACGAAAGUGGAGUUGAUAGAUCGUUUGAGCUCUUGUGGAUUGAAAACAGUUGAAGUUACAAGUUUUGUCUCUCCAAAAUGGGUUCCACAGAUGGCAGAUAACAAUGAAGUCUUAAAUGCCAUAAAUCAGAAGCCUGGUGUUAGUUAUCCUGUUCUUGUGCCGAAUAUGGCUGGUCUGAAGGCUGCUUUAGGUAAUCCUAAUGUCAAAGAGAUUGCUGUGUUUGGAGCGGCUUCGGAGUCCUUCACACGGUGGGUUAUAUAUUAUCUAUGUUAAUGUCAAACUCUAUCAAAAUUUGAAGUAUUUUGGUGAAUUUUAAGGUUUUUAUGGAUAUUUUUAGGAAGAAUACGAAUUGUUCAAUGGAAGAAAGUCUGAAUCGACUAAAACAAGUGACAGAAGAAGGUAUUAAGAACAAUCUUACAGUCAGAGGAUACGUCUCAAUGGUUGUUGGAGAUCCAGAUGAAGGAGCUAUUGAUCCAAAGGUUGUGGCGAAUAUUUCUGAGAAAUUGUUUUCUUUUGGAUGUUAUGAAGGUAACUUGGAAAAAGAUUAAUUUUGUUUAGACAUGAGAAACGGGCCGGGCCCGGCUCAUUUUUCAGGCCCGGCCCGCUUGCCGGGCUUGAAUGAGGCCCGGUUCGAUCGAAAUUUUGCUCAAGGCCGGCCCGGCCCGUUUCUCAUGUCUAAUUUUGUUAACAGUACUUGCUAUGGAAUGCCAAUUUGGCGAGAGGUUUUAAAACUGAUUUUUUAAAUUUUGACUUUAACGCUUAAAUUAUUCAUUUCAUCUUAUUAUACUUUUAAAAAUGUUAUUUUCAGUAUCACUGGGUGACACGAUUGGAGUGGGUAGUGCAAAGAGUACUGGCAGAAUGCUGGACGAAGUGUUAAAGGUGGCUCCAGCUUCAAAGUUUGCAGUUCAUUGUCAUGACACAUAUGGCCAAGCCCUGGCUAAUGUUUUGAUUGCUAUUGAGAAGGGGAUUCGAGUAGCUGAUGCCAGUGUGUCUGGCCUUGGAGGAUGUCCAUAUGCCAAAGGGGCUACAGGAAAUGUGGCUACAGAAGACUUGUUGUACAUGUUGAAUGACCUGGGGUUUGAAACGGUAAGAAAACGAUUUAUCACUGGUAAAAUUCGUGAAAAAGUAAAUUGUAAUAGCAUAUUAUUUAUUUAGGUUUUGUUUUCAGACUGUGUAAAGAAAGUUUUUGUUGUCUUUUACUUCGUAAAGAAAGUUUUUGCUAUUUUAGAUCCUGUAAAGGAAGUUUUUGUCAUUUUAUACUUUGUAAAGAAAGUUUUUGAAAUUUUUGAUAUUGUAAAGAAAGUCCUUGUUAUUUUUAACAAAAAAUUGAUAUGUUAUCUUCAGGGAGUUGAUUUGGACAAACUCAUCGAGACCGGCGAAUGGAUUUGCCAGAAGAUGAACCGAGACAACAAGUCGCGUGCUGGCCGUGCACUCCUAACCCGAAAACAACGCCGCAGGGCCUAA
Messenger RNA from Bursaphelenchus okinawaensis, 1756 nucleotides. Lineage: Eukaryota; Metazoa; Nematoda; Chromadorea; Rhabditida; Aphelenchoididae. The record is from the annotation of a GenBank genome assembly.